AUGGUCUCUUCCACCCCCUCGGUCCUCUUCGUGUGGUCGCGAAUAGACCACUACCCUCGGUUUGGCCACGAGCAGCUCCCUGCUCCGACGUUGGCCGGCCGCACAGGCUUAACGUUUGAACCAAACCCUAUAUUUUUUGGAGAGACUUUGACUGUGACGUGUGGCCCACCACCAAAUGAGCUAGACUUUCGUAUCACUUCAUCAGAGUGGAGACUUGAUGGUGUGGUAAUAAAUGAAGAUAAUCAACACAGCUUUUCACGAGAAAAUGGAGUCGAAAGACUUACCAUCAGAAAUUACUUUUUCACUGAUGAUGGACUCUAUGAAUGUAGGCUCUUUGAUGGAGAAUCGGUUUACCAGAGUACUGUUGAACCUUUCUUUCUUCGGGAAACACCCAGAAUCAAUGUAGUUCCCCUCCAGAGCGAUCUCAUAUGUGAAGUUGGGCAGCAAGUGUCGGUCCAGUGCUCUGUCCAAGCUCCCUACGAGGUGGUGUUUAGAGGACUCCAAGGAGAAGCUGUGGUUGAUCAAACAAUCCAAGGAGAGACGACAAUAACACAGACAGACUGUGAUAACCAAGGAUUAAAUAUAACUUGUGAAGUGAAUGAUUUCCCUCGUUUCAGAAGAAAUACAACAUUUUUUUUGUUCACAGCUGCUAAUUUCAUAUGCCUUGAUGAUCCAGAAUUUGGAAAUGGAUUUUUAAAUGAUGUUGGUAGAGCUUCUUGUGAACCAGAUGAGGUGGGAGAAAAAAAUGCUAUUUGCCGAGAAAGUGGCGAAUGGGAAGAUCGGGAUGACAACUGCACCCUUCAGAUCAUUGCGGAACUACUGUUUCAAUCUCAGUUUUUGAAUGAAACGUUUUUGCCAGAGUUUCUGGAAGAACUGAGUAAUGCCACUACGACACUGAGUGAGCCAGUGACUGAAUCUCAAAACAACAUUGAAGCCAUCGUUAGAAUUCUUGACAAUGUAGCAACCUUUGUAACGACAUCAGAAAUUGAGAUAACUCAGGAGUCAAUGGAGGAUGUUCUUUUAACCACAAGUGUCCUUACCCAAGAUAGUGCAAUAGCAGCAUGGGACAUUCUUAACCGUGAAGCUGUCAUCGAAAUCCUUGGAGAAAGAACCCUCUCUCCUAGAAAUGAGAGUUUUAGCUCACUAUUGCUAUUUUCUCUUGAGGGUAUAACAAGUACACUGACCAACGCUUCUUUUACCAUCGAAACACCGUUGAUUCUCUUGAACAGAACUACAUUCAUAGACAGUUUCAAUGGGGAUUUUAAUUCUACAGUGGAGAUAGAAAUACAGGAGGCUAAUGGAGCAACAAACCUCACCGUAAUAACCUUUGAAUCCUUGGAUAAUGUACUCCCUCCAAGAGAUGAAAACAACGCUUCAGGCAGGGUCAUUAAUGGGAGAGUCGUACUUGUUCAGUCUGACUCCAACAUAGACAACAUCACAUUUAGCUUUGAAGUCAUAAAUGAGAAUCUGACAAGACCUCAGUGUGUGUUUUGGAACUUUACCCUCUUCGAAGGUCUUGGAGGAUGGGACGACGAAGGCUGCGAGCUGGUUGUAAGGGAGAAUGAUACGGUUACGUGUCAGUGUGACCAUUUGACCUCAUUUUCAAUACUAAUGUCACCUAAUGCAAUACAAAGCAUUGUGUUGGAUUUCAUAACAUACAUUGGGGUCGGCAUUUCCAUUUUGUCUUUAAUUAUAUGCCUAUGCAUUGAGGCUGCUAUCUGGAGAAAAGUUAUCAAGAGCAGAACAGCACACUUACGGCAUAUUUGCAUUGUUAACAUUGCAUUGUCCCUCCUCAUUGCAAACAUUUGGUUCAUUGUCGGUGCAGGUGUCUCUGCAGGAAAUAGAACCAAUCCAAGGGUAUGCACUGCUGUUACCUUUUUCAUCCAUCUCUUUUACUUAGCCCUCUUUUUUUGGAUGUUAAAUUAUGGCUUGUUGCUGUUUUAUUACACAGUCUUUGUCUUUGGAAGCCUUUCGAAAAGCACUUUGUUGGCUGUUGGAUUCUGUGUUGGCUAUGGGGCCCCACUGAUUAUCACAACGAUUACUAUAGCCGUAACUGCUCCGGUUAACGAAUAUAUUCAGGAAACUGCAGUAUGCUGGCUCAACUGGAAUAGGUCCAGAGCGCUGCUGGCAUUUGUGGUUCCGGCAUUGCUGAUUGUGGCUAUAAAUCUUAUCAUCCUAAUUGUAGUUAUAGCUAAACUACUGAGGAGUCGAGGAAGGGCAAGUACUGUGGAAGGGGAUGAGAAGAAUGUCAUUGGGGACCUUGCUCGGACAGUGGCUAUUCUAAUACCAUUUUUUGGAAUAACGUGGAGUCUUGGAGUGGGAACACUAGUUGACCCUGACAAUCUUGGACUACAUGCUACGUUUGCCCUCUUUAAUUCUCUACAGGGUUUCUUCAUAUUGGUUUUUGGAACGCUCUUGGACAGUAAGGUCCGGUCAGAAAUUUCGAAAGUCAUACCUCAAACCUCUGUCAGUGGGACAAGAACUACCAGUUCUGGAAACUCAAGUAGCUGGCAGUUUUGGAAGAAAAAAGGCAGUAACAACCACUCAUCUAACGUCACUGAUUCAUCUCGUGUUCCUAGCUCUUAAUGACCAGUCCUACAUCCCCGCUCAGAAUUUCCAAGAAAAAAAGCUUUGCCGAAUACUGUUUUAGUAUUCUAAGAUUAAGAGUCCUAAAGUUUUGACAGCUAAAAAUAAACAAAAACACAAAAAUGUUGUUGCUACUUUUUAAGGCUGUUUAGAAAUGUAGUUUGCUGAAUUUACUGUAUAUAUUUCUGCAAUCAUAGCAUAACUUUGGAGUAACUAAAACUGCUUGUAGUAUCUACAAAUGUUUUUUUUCUGUGUUUAUAAGUGGAACUUCCUACAUUUCUAUGUUUUUGUCACCUGUAAAUUGAAUAGGUAUGACACACUUCCACUCAUGUACUAGAGAAAGAAUAUACUUCUUUAUCAGUGUGUCUGUCCUGUUCUAAAAUGUAUAAUUUUCAUGGUAAUACAUGGAAUACAAAUAACUGUAAAGGUCUCAGAGAUCAUGAGUACUAAUACUAUUAAGCUGUGGGUUUGGUUUGUUGUUUUUCCCUUGGCCCUUGUUUGGUUCCAUCGCUAUUUCCCAA
Molecule: messenger RNA, 3107 nt
Organism: Corythoichthys intestinalis (scribbled pipefish)
Lineage: Eukaryota; Metazoa; Chordata; Actinopteri; Syngnathiformes; Syngnathidae
Product: adhesion G-protein coupled receptor F1-like
Exons: 11
Coding region: 1-2586 (861 amino acids)
Biological process (GO): cell surface receptor signaling pathway; adenylate cyclase-activating G protein-coupled receptor signaling pathway
Cellular component (GO): membrane
Molecular function (GO): G protein-coupled receptor activity
Source: RefSeq, a predicted model, not a curated record